Malassezia restricta is the source of this 4857-nucleotide messenger RNA. Its product is annotated as chitin synthase. The record is from RefSeq and is a predicted model, not a curated record. The coding region runs from base 1 to 4857 and encodes 1618 amino acids. The transcript has a single exon. Gene Ontology annotation, molecular function: protein binding. Lineage: Eukaryota; Fungi; Basidiomycota; Malasseziomycetes; Malasseziales; Malasseziaceae.
AUGAAUUCCGCACACGGCCCGCAAGUUGUGAGCCCUGUUAAUGGGCGGCAAUCGACGGCUAGACCAUUAGUGACGACAUCGGACACCCCCUCAAUCAGUCCGACACACACUUUGCCGAGAGAAUUUGUCCGACCCCUUACUACGAAGCCCCCAUCGCCGGCUAUGGUCCAACCGAACGUGCCGCAACCUAAUUUGCGAAUGGAUCAAAAUAUACCGCGCCUUCCGGCAUCCCACUCCUUUGCGGGUAUGCCCACUAUACGUCCCGGGACUGGCAAUGGAAGCCUGGUGCCGUCUACCUCCUUCAAUCAACUCCAUACUCCGCUCCAGCCAAAUGUAGCAGGCCGUGGCCCUCCCUCAUUUCUUCGUCCAGAUAUGGCAGCCAAUGCACGUCCUGGUGCUAUAUCAGUUAGUCCGCCACCCAAGGAGGGAAUUUCGCCCCCUUCUCGGGCUCGUUCGCCGAACUCAUUUGCACCCUCUUCCACCGUUCCUAUGACACAUCCUUCUGCGCCACGGGCGCGCUCGAAUGGCAAGGAACCUGAGAAAGAAGAACCCCGGCGUGUGCACCCUGAUCUGACUCCAUUAAAUGUAAAGGAUUUGGACAACAAGAGCUCUAGUGCCAUAACCAACGAAAAUGUCUCCUCACCUACUCUUCUUCCAUUCACAGAGCGACUCUCCGCCAUUCAGCCUCAAAUUCCCAACCUCCUGGCUUUGAAGGAGCCAGAAAACGGUAAAAAUAAGCACCCUGACUCCGAGCAGGACGACGGCGACAUGAAAGAACAGCGGUCCAAGAAUCUUUCACCUGAAAGUGAUGAUCCACUACUGGAUCAUCGUCAUCUUCAACCAGGAGACACUGUGUCGCUGUUAAGUCACAAGGCGACGCUUCAAAUGUACCGUGAUAAUGCAAAAAAGACGAACGAUCCGAUGCUGAGCUAUGAGCUCGCUGUCUUCAUGCUAGAUGUAAGUCGCUCGUUGGAGUUUUCGCAGCAAAUGCUGUCGCGCGGCCAGGACCCUGCUGCUGAAAGUGAGCAGCUUGCCAAAGAGGCCAUGAGUAUCUUGCGUCGUCUUGCUGACCGCGGUCACGUCGAAAGUCAAUAUCUCGCUGGUGACUGCUGUAUGAACGGCUACGGCAUGUCAAAAGGCCGACCUGAUCUAGGACUUGCUUAUUCGUACUUUGUCCAGGCUGGCAAGCGUGGUCAUCCUGAUGCUGCUUAUCGUGCUGGCACGUGUUACGAAAAGGGCUGGGGCUGUCGCCGCGAUCCCGCGAAGGCUGUACAGUUUUACAAGAUGGCCGCUAGUCGUAAGCACCCAGGAGCUCAAUAUCGUCUCGGAACGGCCGAACUGAACGGUGAACUGGGUCUGAAGCGUCUUGCCCGAGAAGGUGUCAAGUGGCUGAAGCGAAGUGCUGAAAAUGCCACACCCGAAUUCCCGCACGCCUUGCACGAGCUGGCGCUACUUCAUGAAAAAGGUAUUUACAAUGUACUUUUUGUGGACAAUGAGUACAGUUGUGAAUUGCUCGCUCAAGCUGUGGAGAUGGGCUAUGCUCCUAGCGCCUAUAAGCUUGGUGUAAACUAUGAAUAUGGCCGUAUGGGCUGUCCUCAAGAUAGCGGACUGAGUAUUCACAUGUACAACAUUGCAGCUCAGCAAAACCAUAAAGAGGCAUGUUUUGCACUCACGUCCUGGUACCUUGUGGGAGUACCAGGUAUUCUUCCACAGAGUGAUACGGAGGCGUACUUAUGGGCCAAGCGUGCAGCUGAACAAGGUCUGGCCAAAGCAGAGUACGCUUGUGGAUACUUUUGCGAAAAUGGUAUUGGCACGCCACGCGACUUAGGAGAAGCGAAAGGAUGGUAUCAGCGUGCUGUGGAGCACGGCGACAAUCGUGCCAGUAGUCGCCUUAACACGUUGUCGGGCUAUACUGCCAAGCCUGUUGGUAUAGCUGCAGAUGAAGCAUCUGCUAAAAAUCUUCCUCAGGCUAUUCCUGUGCAGCCGCUAAGUGCCCCUUUUCCCAGUGCUGCACCGAUCAGCACAAUGCGUACUUUGGGUGUAGCAAAUUAUCCUACACCCAAAACCAUGAAGGAAACGCAAGCUAUGCAGCGUGAUUUGCAUCAGCAAGCUCUGGUCGCUGCGAUUGAAGAGCGUGAGAAACCCAAGACGGCCACACCCACAUCACCACAGGGCCCAUCCUUUUUUGGUCAGAAGGGUUCUCAGGGCCGGCCUUCCGAAAAACCAUUUUCACCAUCCCAACCGCCGAAGGAAGGUGGCAAGCCUAUGAGUUUGAUUGCAGCUGGCCCACGUGCUGGUUUUCCUAAGCCUCCAACGCCACCACCACCACCACCCGAGCCUGAGCCUGAUGCUGAUGCACAAUUGGCUGCUAAUCCAAAAAGCUUCAAAAGCCGCCUUUUACGCCUUGGAAAGAUGGGCAAAAUCCGUAAGGGCGCAGCAAGCGAAGGAGCAGAAGGUGAAGAUGCUGAGAAUGUCGCAGGGUUGGAAGUGCCGGAAGGAGAGGAACCACUCUCGGCGACAGAGAAAGUUCCUGACGGUAACGAGGCACCAAAGUCAGCGCCUGACGCUGAUGCUGACAAAGAGACAGGGCUAAACAAGGAUCCUGCUGGUGUGGGCGAAGGUGCACCUUCACCCAAGCCAGAAACUGGUGCCAUGGUGUUGUCAGGGCCCAAGCCACUGGGCCAGGCUAGAGGACAGCCUCCUGCCUUGACCCCUGGACCUUCUGGACCGUCCAGCGCCGCUGGUGCCGAUGGGGCGCCUCGUUUGCCGGGAGAGCCUAAACAGCAUACACUUGGUGAUUCAUCGAAGCCUGAAGCUGCAGACAAGAUGUCCCAAGAAGCGACUGAAAAGUCGAAGGACGUGAAUAAUGAGAAGAGCAAAAACAAAAAGAGCGAAAAAUCAGGUGGCCUUUCGUUCUUCGGUCUCGGCAAAAAGAUUAUGAACAAGGGUUCUGACAAGCCUGGUUCUGAAGACAAGAAAAACCAAGAAGUGCCGAAGCCAUCAGACGAAGCUUCACCAUCCAUCGCCAAGCCGACAGAUACACCAGCUCCCUUGAGUCCUAGGCCAGACGAAAAGAAUUUUUCACUGGUUGAACGGUCCAAAGACUCGGAGUCUACGAGCCCCUCGUCUCCUAAGCCGACGACGGGUUCUGCCGAGCCAAGUGUGCCACCGAUGCCCGCUAUGCCCCCCAGUACAGUUGUUCGUCCGUCGCCUAGUAUGGCCUUAGUGCCAGGACGUUUACCAGCGAUUGGAGCGCCUGAUAGAACCGAAUCGAACCCGGUUCCGGCGUCACCCCAGAUUGGCGGCAUAGUGCCGUCUCGUCCACCUCCCCCGGGUGUGCGUCCUGUCAUGCCUGGUACCAUGAUGACCAGCCGUCCAUUUCCGCCAGGAGCUCGUCCAGGUAUGCCUCCAAAUGCCCAGCCCGGUGCUCGUCCAGGUAUGCCUCCAAAUGCCCAGCCCGGUGCUCGUCCAGGCAUGCCUCCAAAUGCCCAGCCAGGCCUUCGUCCAGGCAUGCCUCCAAAUGCCCAGCCCGGUGCUCGUCCAGGCAUGCCUCCAAAUGCCCAGCCAGGCCUUCGUCCAGGCAUGCCUCCAAAUGCCCAGCCCGGCGCUCGUCCAGGUAUGCCUCCAAAUGUUCAGCCCGGCGCUCGUCCAGGCAUGCCUCCAAAUGUUCAGCCCGGUGCUCGUCCAGGCAUGCCUCCAAAUGCCCAGCCAGGCCUUCGUCCAGGCAUGCCUCCAAAUGCCCAGCCCGGUGCUCGUCCAGGUAUGCCUCCAAAUGUUCAGCCCGGUGCUCGUCCAGGUAUGCCUCCAAAUGCCCAGCCGGAUACUCUUUCGGGCUUGCCACUAAAUGUCAAUGCUCCGGAGGCCAACAAUAUGCUCCAGCUGCAUCCUAGUGCUGCCAGCGGUGUUCGCCCCCCUGCUGCUCUGCAGCCAAGCCUUCGUCCUGGUCCGCGACCCUUCAGUCCGACGUUCCCAAGCCCGGCGGGUCCGAGUCGCCCAAAUCCACACCUCUUACCGGGUGUGUCUAGCAGCUCAGAUGGGGCAACCCCACGAGCGAACGGUCAUGGUGUGAAGCCUGGCAGUCCGCCCUCCAUGCCGGAGCAGCACUCGUUUGCACCCCCCGCGAUGCAGCCUGGACGUCCACCUUCACCUUCGUCACCAUUCGGUCGUCCACCAACUGGUCCAUUUUCACCAAGUGCUGUUCGUAUGCCAAGAAUGCCCUCUCAGAGCUCCAUGCAUCAGUCAGGUAAUGGUCCAUCACCACCAAAACCAGGCCAGAUGAUGAAUGUGUCCCUACCCGCACGUACAAAUCAACCACACUUAGGAGGGGCUAGUCCGCGUCCGCCUCGACCUACGUCACCACCGCCAUUCCUGACGUCGCAACAGCCAAACCGCCCCCCCGUCCCUCGCGGUGUGAUGCCUCCGGGAAGUGGGCCUUCAAUGCGUCCUCCCCAGCCGCCUGCAAUAAUACCGCCGCCACCACGAUCACCUCCAGCACGCGUGAAUCAACCAAGUCUGGGACCGCCAGGUUCUUCUAUGCCGCAAGGUCGCAUGGACAUGCCGUCUGGUCCAACUGCUCAAGGUCAAAGCCCUUUGUCUAAAGCCAUGGUUUCUCCACCCAAGAUGAGUUCACCUGAUAGGCCUCCUUUUGCGCCACCCACGCAUGUCACCCCCCCGAAGACUCCAGCGAAGGCUUCAGGCUUUAGUACCCCUGACUCAUCAAGCUCAAAAAUCAUGGAAUUUAAGGACGCAGAGAGCGACAAUUUGAAUUUCGGUUCUGCUACAACGACAGAAAACGCAGCCGCAGUAGGCGAAGAUGGUGACAAGUCCGUGCGAAAAAAAUGGCUAGGAUUUUUGUGA